AUGCCCUCUCGUAUAUCCGUCGAGCUGUCUCCGUCGUCCGAGACAAGCUCAGUCUCCGCUCUGGCUUCGCCUACUUCUACUACUGUCCACCCUACGCUUGUCACGAAUCAAAAGGCGAUCGUUCGCCCAUCGAUAUCGACCUCCCCACCUGGAGGUGGCAUGGAUGAUGCCACCAUGGGUCGUCCCCACGCCUCUCCCUCCUCAACUGCCUCGUCCUUUUCUUCCUCUGCCUCGCCUUCGUCCUCCCCUUCAUCCUCUACGUUUUCCCUCCCUUCUACAGCCAUCUCCAUGUCCAGCAGCGACAAUAACUAUAGCAGUAGUAUCCUUCGCAGUAAGGGCAAGGGCAGAGUACCAAGGGAUGAGAACGACAACAACCUUGAGGACGAGGGAGUGCACAGGGACAGAGCGUUAGCCGACAUCAGCACAGUGUCUCCAACCAAUCACAGCGCCACAUUGUCGUCGGGUCGUACAACCCACUCGGCGGAUAUCCUUCUUCCCACGAGCGACUCCCUCAGUCAUGGUCUGGACACACCCUUUUAUUAUUCUCACCAAAACCAACAACAACCACAUUCACUUCCAUCCGCUGCACCCCUGCAACCACACUCACAUUCGCACUCCCACCUACACUCCCAGGAACAGGAGGACCAACCACCAUCCUACUCUGGAAAGGGUGUCAUCUACAACCACAACACCACCGACAACCACAGCCACGACUCGGACGAAACUGACUCUGAGGACAACCCUUCCACCCUCACAUCCAACAACAAGGGCAAAGGCUCGUCCAGCAGCAGCGGCAAGGGCGAGAGCGCUAUUACUGACGACAGCAUUGACCAGGAGCGCCCCAGGACACUCGCUAGUCACGGUCGAUAUGCUACCGACAGCGGUGUUACUUUGGACAAGACAGCAUUCUACACCACCGCCAAUACGCCGUCUCUAUCCUCGCUGUCAUCUGUCGAAGAAGAGGAAGAUGAGGAUUACCCCAGAACGGCAGUUAUCACCAACGGUACUUCCUCUUCCUCCAGCAAGGCGCGACCAGUAACCAUCCCUGCCAAGUCGGGUAGGUCCGCCUCUGGUUAUACCUCCGGAUCUGAGGUUGGCAGCGGGUCAUCCUCACAACCCCAUGCUGCCUCUUCCUACACCCACCAUUCCUACAUGGUCGCAGGUGGCUCGGGAUCCGGUUCCGGUUCUGGCUCUGGUUCAGGUUCUGGUUCCAGUUCUGGCUCCAAGCCCGCUCUUCAGCGCGCAGCAACUGGACCUGCGACGUUCUUGACAUCGAUUUCGUCGUCCGCAGCAGUCCCUCCGGUCCCCACAGAGAAGGAUCUUACCGAGUACCAAGACUUGAGCAAGUUUAGCUACGACAAUAUCCCUGACGAUUUUGAUUUCGGUGACGUCCCCUUCUACGACACCGACCCCCGUACAGGAACCAUCUAUGGCGACCCUCACGCCUACACUCGUCCCCAUCUUGUCCCCGAGGCUUUCUUUGACCUCUACCGCUUCACCCAUGACGAGGAGGAUCCACGUAGGACCAACAUUUUCAACAAGCACGGUGCGCUCUUGUACUAUCACCCUGGACGACAUAUUGGACAGGAGCAAGACUCGUUGAGGAUGCAUCAUAGUAACAACCCCAUCUGGGUCCUCGCUGGACGCACAUCGACCUGGGGCACUCUGACGGCGACGGAUAUGGCCUCCAAGCGGCAGCUCAAGGUUGUCCAGGAAUAUGUCUCUACCAAGAAACGGACCGCCAAUUCGAACGAGCCCCUGACGCGGUUCUUGUUCCGGUGGAAGGAUGAGGACUUUGUGGUCGAGUACCGUAAACACAAGGACCAGUACCGCGUCACGACCUCGCAGAUGUGUGGAGGAGAGUCCAAGUGGAGGCCGCCUCAGCUCCGACCUGCACAGACUAUGUUCCAUGGUAUGGGUAUGGAGGUCGGAAACCCUGUUGUUCCCUCGACCCUUGCCACGCCUUCUCCCUAUGAUCCCAACCGGUACCUCCAGCUGAUCUCCGAGUACAAGCUCAAUUCGGGACCGGUCCUGAAGCGGGGCGACUUUGAGUUGUAUAACCCAGACACCUUCCCACUCGAGUUCCGAACUUUCUUGAUGACGCUGUCGAUUGCUGUCCUCGAUAUCAUGCGGCCCGUCAACGACAAGCAGUACUACGCCACCUUCCCCCAGGCUGCCAACAAGAAAUCUAAAGUCGCCGCCACGGGCGGACUCCAUGCGACCAAGAUCUCGGGCGCCAAGCAGCAGAUCGUCCAGGCCACCUUCAAGAGCACUAUUGAAACCUCAGGUUCUGGUAACGCUUCUGCGGUUUCUUUGCACGGAAACGGUAGCAGUGGUCGGACCAGCUUUAGCUCUGGGAGUAGGGAUGCUGCACCAGGAGGAGUGUCGGCGCCGCCUUUGGUCUUGGCUUCUGCGCCCGCAACGCCUGCCGUGUCUAGACAAACGACGGUCGCGCCUGAGAAGCCUGUCUCGGCACCCGCUGCCAAGACUGCCACCCCUGCGCCGGUCAAGAAGUUUAAGUGGGGCAGUUUCUUUAAGAAGUGA
Linnemannia hyalina is the source of this 2544-nucleotide messenger RNA. NCBI's taxonomy places the organism in Eukaryota, Fungi, Mortierellomycota, Mortierellomycetes, Mortierellales, Mortierellaceae. The record is from the annotation of a GenBank genome assembly.